This is a messenger RNA of Engraulis encrasicolus (European anchovy), 2200 nucleotides long. RefSeq names its product ankyrin repeat and SOCS box containing 14b (gene asb14b). The transcript is spliced from 11 exons. Gene Ontology annotation, biological process: protein localization to ciliary inversin compartment; intracellular signal transduction. The coding region runs from base 170 to 1906 and encodes 578 amino acids. Gene Ontology annotation, cellular component: ciliary inversin compartment. Gene Ontology annotation, molecular function: protein binding. The record is from RefSeq and is a predicted model, not a curated record. Lineage: Eukaryota; Metazoa; Chordata; Actinopteri; Clupeiformes; Engraulidae.
GCGGUAUUUUGAGACACCCAACAAGCCACGAGCCUACACAGGCCUGGAGCUUGCCCUGUAUUCCCGCGACUGAAGCUGCUGAUUUCUUCUGGUGUGAACUUGAUGUGAAACUAUCCCAGAAGAACUCCUGCCGUGUCAAAUCUGUGAUUCUCUAACUGGCUGGUGAGGAAUGGAGGGGGCAGCUGGCGAGUUUGAGGGCUCAGAUGAGGAGUGGGAUGAGGAUGAGGCCACUCAGUACAUGAUUGAACAGAGCCUUCUGGAACGCGCCAAGCAGGCCAAUGAGCAAACUGAUGUUGAUGUGGAUGAAGUCUUUGAAACAAUAAGAACAGGUGAUGAGAAGACCCUGAGAGAGCUGGCCAAUCAGCAGGAUGCUUUCAGCAAGAAAGACAGCAGGGGAUGGCUCCCAAUACAUGAAGCAGCCGCCCAGGACCAGAAGAAGAUACUGGAGAUUACCUAUGCAGCCUCCUUCCAGGGAGCUGCGGAGAGUCAGACUCCGAGUGGAGAGACGCCCCUGUUCUUCGCCGUGGUGUACGGCCACCAUAGGAAUGUGACCUUCUUGCUUCAGAACGGCUGCAACCCUGACACGCAGAAUGACGAUGGAGACUCACCAUUGAUCGCAGCUGUCAAGAAUGACCAGUACGACACAGCAUCUCUCCUCCUCCACUACGAUGCCAAGGUGGACCAAAGGGGAGCCGUCCAGAGGACCGCGCUCCACGAGGCGUCACUGCUGGGCCUUUCCAACUUCGUCUACCUUCUCCUGCAGUCGGGAGCGGACCCCAACGCCUGCGAUGCCAACGAGCGCACCCCACUGGGGCUCGCAGCUCAAGCCGGACAUUUAGGCGUUGUGGAAACUCUCGUCCAGAGAGGGGCUAGGAUUGCAGCCCAGCCUGCCAAUUCUGGUUCCGUGUUGUUCGAGGCAGCUGCCGUGGGUAAUCCAGACGUAAUAGGUGCACUGCUGGAUUACGGGGCAGAUCCCAACGCGCCCAUGCACUCGGGGCACCUACCUAUCCACAGGGUGGCUUACCGAGGCCAUCAGCUAGCCCUGGAGCGUCUCAUCCCGGUGACCACUCCGGAGGCGGUGACAGAGAGCGGCAUGAGUCCCCUGCACUCGGCCGCGGCGGGGGGCCACUGCCAGUGCCUGGAGAUCCUCCUGGCGGCCGGGUAUGACCCCAACUUCAUGCUGCACCCCCGCGUGCGGCAGAACUACGAGGACGAGCGGCGCUCUGCGCUCUACUUCGCCGUCUACAACAACGACAUGCGGUCGACACGUCUGCUGCUGGAGGCCGGCGCUAUGCCCAACCAGGACCCUGUCAACUGCCUUCAGGUGGCCAUGCGACAGGGCAACUACGAGCUGAUCAACAUGCUACUGCGCUACGGGGCCAACGUCAACUACUACUCGCGCAUCAACACCACGCACUUCCCCUCUGCCCUGCAGUACGCCCUCAAGGACGAGGUCAUGCUGCGCAUGCUGCUCAACUACGGCUACGACAUCCAGCGCUGCUUUGCCUGUCCCUAUGGUGACGCGCCACACAUCGCCCCCGACUACGAAGGAUGGACUCCCUCGAUUAUAAAGGACAUGGUGUUCUGUGAGGUGAUCACAGUGCGCUGGCUGAAGCACUUAUCAGGGCAGGUGGUCCGCAUCAUGCUGGACUAUGUGGAUCAUGUCAUUUUCUGCUCCAAACUCAAAGGCGUCCUCGUGGAGCAAAAGCAGUGGCCUGAAAUCUGUGAAAUCCAAGGAAAUGUGCGCAGCUUGAAGCACUUGUGUCGACUGAGCAUCCGCGAGAGGCUGAGGAGUCUUCGUCUGAAGUCGCCGGUCUUUCUAACCUACCUGCCUCUCCCCAACAGCCUGAAGGACUACCUCCGCUAUAAAGAGUACGAUGUGUAUGGCAGAGGCUGUAGCAGUUGAUCAGACUGACCUUGAGGUGACCUUGUCCAGAAACCUGUAAAUGUGAUUCUUUGUCUAAAAAGAUUUAAUUACUUACUUAGCCACUGAUUGUUUCAGUUUUGAUGAUAUUGUACCUACUGUUGUUUUUGUUUGUGUACUUUUUUUUUCUAACUCGUUGUACAAAAUGUGAAGGAGAAAUUAUUAAAGUCAAAAUGUAGGGCUAAUUCAGUAAUAAUCCAAAUCCAUCAGACUAUUUAGUGCUUGUUGCAUUUAGAUUGCAACAAAACGGUUAGUGAAUAAAGAUUCAUAACUGUA